AUGAAAUAUCCUCCAAAUGAGCGAGAUGCAGUCAGGAGAGCAUAUAUUCUUAAAAAGCCUUGUCAGCCAAGAUCUCAUAAAUUUCCUAGAAAAAAUAUUGGAGGUUCACGUCGAUUUAUGCCUUAUUGGGGGGAUGCAUUGGUGAACAAAGGAUUUAAGUCGUGGAAUAAGCCGGACAGAUUUUUAAAGCAUAUUGGUGGAGUAAAAAGUGCUCACAAUCUUGCUUAUGAGAAAUAUGUGAACUUAAGAGACGGCAAAAAAAAGUCUAUUCUUGUUUCUCUAGAUAAUGCCACCGAGGUGACUAUAAGAGAGUUUGACAUUUGUUUGAAGGCUUCAAUUUCAUGUUUGCGUUAUCUACUGCGACAAGGUUUGGGCUUUCGUGGACAUAGAGAAAAUAGUGAAUCCCUUAACAGAGGAAAUUUCCUUAAACUUCUGAAAUGGUUAAGGACACACAAUGAAGUUGUUUCAAAGGUGACUUUGGAAAAUGCUCCCGAAAAUUGUCAAUUGAUAUCUCCAACUAUUCAAAAGGAUAUUAUCAAUUGUUGUGCUAAAGAAACAACUAAGCAAAUUGUGGAUGAACUAGGUGUUGACUAUUUUGCUAUAUUAGCCGAUGAAUCAAAUGAUGUGUCCCAAAAGGAACAAUUAUCUCUUUGCCUACGCUAUGUUCAAAGAAAAACGGGACUAGUAGUGGAACGAUUCAUUGGUCUUGAUCAUGUUGGUGAUACCACAGCUUUGUCUCUUAGAAGUGCAAUUAUAUCAUUGUUUAUGGAACAUUCAUUGAGUCCAUCUAAGAUUCGAGGACAAGGAUAUGAUGGGGCUAGUAACAUGAAGGGUGAGAUACACGGACUGAAGACUUUGAUUAUGGAAGAUACUCCAAGUGCUUACUACAUCCACUGCUUCGCCCACCAACUUCAACUGACUCUAGUAGCCAUUGCCAAAAAGAACGAUGAAUGUGCUUGGCUUUUUGAUACGGUUGCAAUGUUGUUGAAUGUUGUUGGAGUUUCUUGCAAGAGAAGGGAAUUGAUUCACGAAAUUCAAGCACAAAAACUUGCUCAAGCGUUGGAAGUUGACGAACUUGAAACAGGGUUUGGGUUAAAUCAAGAACUUGGUUUGAAGAAGCCCGGAGACACUCGUUGGAGUUCUCACUACAAAACUCUUUUGAAUGUUAUGGACCUAUUUUCUACAAUUUUUAAGGUUCUUAUGAUUAUUGGGAAGGAUGGCUCUAAAUCGGAGGAUAAGUGCAAAGCUCAGGAUUUAGAAGCCUGUUAUAUGCCUCAUGGAAGAUCAAAACGUUUUGUUCAACAAGUUACAUAUCGUCAUCAUUUUCGAAUUGAUGUGUUUAUAGAGAUAAUUGAUUUAUUACUUCAAGAAUUUGAUAAUCGAUUUGAUGAAGUCAAUAUGGAGUUGAUCAGAUGCAUGGCUUGCUUCAAUCCUAGAGAUGGCUUUUCUUCUUUUGACAAAGAAAGUGUACUCAAACUUGCAACUUUUUAUCCUUCCGAUCUUUCAAGCAUUGAUUUGAGGACUCUUGAGUGUCAACUUGAUAUAUUCAUGGAAGAUAUGAAAAGAGAUAAUGACUUUCAGAAUUUGCAAGAUAUUAGUUCUCUUUCAAUGAAACUUGUUGAAACAAAGAGGGAUGUGGCUUAUCCCCUUGUCUUUUUGAUUAUCAAGUUGAUUUUGAUUCUUCCGGUCGCUACUGCAAGUGUAGAGAGAGUAUUUUCGGGAAUGACAUUUGUGAAGAAUAAGUUACGAAAUAGAAUUGGUGAUCAACCUUUGAAUGAUUGUUUGGUGACUUUCAUUGAGAAAGAAAUGUUCCUACAAGUCUCUGAUGAUGAUAUCGUCCAUCGCUUUGAAGAAAUGAAGACUCGUAGAAAAAUAAAUUAA
Molecule: messenger RNA, 1881 nt
Organism: Salvia splendens (bonfire salvia)
Lineage: Eukaryota; Viridiplantae; Streptophyta; Magnoliopsida; Lamiales; Lamiaceae
Product: zinc finger MYM-type protein 1-like
Exons: 3
Coding region: 1-1881 (626 amino acids)
Molecular function (GO): protein dimerization activity
Source: RefSeq, a predicted model, not a curated record